Messenger RNA from Nematostella vectensis (starlet sea anemone), 903 nucleotides. RefSeq names its product somatostatin receptor type 4. Gene Ontology annotation, molecular function: G protein-coupled receptor activity. The transcript has a single exon. The coding region runs from base 1 to 903 and encodes 300 amino acids. Gene Ontology annotation, cellular component: membrane. Gene Ontology annotation, biological process: G protein-coupled receptor signaling pathway. The record is from RefSeq and is a predicted model, not a curated record. Lineage: Eukaryota; Metazoa; Cnidaria; Anthozoa; Actiniaria; Edwardsiidae.
AUGCAGCGGGCCAACAGCUAUAUCUCCCUAGUGGCGACGCCGUUUAUUCUUGUGGGAAACAUUCUGGUGUUUAUCUCUGUCUUCGGCAAAAAGAGGCAGAUGCGCACGUUUACGAGCAUUCUCCUGGCAAACCUCGCAGCUGCCGAUUUCUGCUUCGGACUUGUGGAGUCCCUCAAGGCUCUGACCUUUCAAAUAACAACCCGCAACUUCAAGUCCGGAUUCUUCUGCAGGGUUACUGGGUAUAUCACGUUCAUCACGCUUGUCGUGUCUAUCGGGACGUUAACCGUGAUCGCACACGCGAGACACUCUGCUGUUAUUUCCCCUUUGCGCUUUAGGCGACACCGUAGUCGGUGCAACAUUGUUUUCAUAGUCGUCUCGACUUGGCUGACAGCGUUGGUCUUCACGUGUCCUAUAGUACUUCUAUCCCGCACAACAACAGGCAUUGGAAAGCGAAACUGCGCGGUCUCUCCUGUAAGUCUGCAAUACGGUAUAUACCAUGUGUGUAUUGGGUUAUUGGGGAUCCUAGUGCCCUGCUCCGUUACAGGAUAUUGCUAUAUCAAAGUAAUUCAUAAGCUCUGGUAUCCACAAAGUAUAAUCCGUGCAUCAGGACACACUGUUUAUCGGUCUCGUAAGAGGUUAAUCAAGCUGCUAAUUCUGAUGACAACACUGUUUUUCACUUGCUGGAUGGCUCUGUGCGUCCAACAAGUGCUCUUUAUUGUUGAUAUGUAUAGUGAUUCUCUAGAGAUCACGUGCUUUUUCCUGCUUCACGUGAACGCUUGCUGUAACCCUGUGGUGUACUCGCUACAUAAUCCAAAGCUCAGGAAAUGCAUGAACCGACUUGUGCAUCAUAAACGUGUUCGCACGAGCCCUCCGCGUGCUGUACACGUGCUCGCAAUGACGUAG